AUGGCCAUUGUUUUGAGAUUUGUUACUCUAGAUGGUUUUGUUAAAGAGAGAUUCUUUGAUGUUGUGCAUGUCACUGAUACUUAUGCAACAACUUUAAAGAAAGAAUUGAUUUCUGUCCUUUCUCAUUAUAAUCUCCAAGUUGAAAAUAUCAGGGGUCAAGGGUUACAAUUAGCAUUGGUGGUAGCUUCAAGAGAGGUACUUCAAAUUCAUGAAUUUUUUACUCAAUUAAACUCUAUUGUCACUAUUGUUAGUGCUUCUUCAAAAAGACAUGAUCAAUUACAAGAAGCUCAAGCAAUUGAAAAUGCAAACUUGGUUGCUCAAAAUGAAUUAGAAACAGGCAAAGGUGCGAAUCAAAUAAGCACUUUACAAAGAGUUGGGGAUACUCGAUGGAGCUCUCACUUUAAUUCUAUUUGCAGUUUGGUAAAAAUGUUUACUGCUACCAAUAUUGUUCUCAAUAAUAUCAUUGAAGACGGGACAACUUAUGCACAAAGAGGUGAGACUUAUGGUGUUAGUAAAAUAUUAUUGUCAUUUGAAUUUGUUUUCACUUUGCACUUGAUGAAAGAGAUUAUGGAAAUCACUAAUGUUCUUUGCCAAACACUGCAACAACAAUCUCAAGAUAUUCUUAAUGCAAUGCAUAUUGUUUCUACAUCAAAGUUACUUCUUCAACAAUUAAGAGAUGGUGGAUGGUGCAAUUUUCUUGCAAAUGUUAAAGAUUUUUGUGAAAAACAUGAAAUUGAAGUCCCUAAUAUGAGUGCACAAUAUGUUUUUGGAAGAGGUCGAUCUCGUCAACCAAGUGUGACAGUUGAGCAUCAUUAUCGAAUAGAUGUAUUUUUGGCAACAAUUGACUUUCAAAUACAAGAAUUGAAUAGUAGAUUUAAUGAGCAAACAAUAGAGCUUUUGACUUUGAGUUGUGCUUUGGAUCCUAAGGACAAUUUCAAAUUAUUUAAUAUUGAAGAAAUUAGCAAGUUAGCAGAGAAGUUUUAUCCCCUUGACUUUCCUUCUAAUGAGCUAAAUAUUUUGAAAUCUCAGUUGCAACAUUAUCAGCAUGAUAUACCAAAUCAUUUGAAAGGCAUUGAUACACUUUCUGAAUUGUGCAACAAGUUACAAGAAACGGGAAAAUCAAGAACUUAUCACAUGGUUGAUAGAUUAAUACGUCUUGUUUUGACUCUACCAGUGUCUACAGCAACAACAGAAAGAGCUUUUUCAACAAUGAAAAUUGUUAAGACAAGACUCCGAAGUAAGAUGGCUGAUGAAUUUCUUGCAGACAAUUUGGUCAUCUAUAUAGAAAAAGAAUUAGCAGCUAUUUUCAACACAAAUUCAAUUAUAGAUAAUUUUAAAAAUAGAAAAAAACGUCGAAUAACCUUUUCAUGA
Molecule: messenger RNA, 1371 nt
Organism: Arachis ipaensis
Lineage: Eukaryota; Viridiplantae; Streptophyta; Magnoliopsida; Fabales; Fabaceae
Molecular function (GO): protein dimerization activity
Source: RefSeq, a predicted model, not a curated record